This is a messenger RNA of Acyrthosiphon pisum (pea aphid), 3586 nucleotides long. RefSeq names its product gastrula zinc finger protein XlCGF71.1-like. Gene Ontology annotation, biological process: regulation of transcription by RNA polymerase II. The transcript is spliced from 3 exons. Gene Ontology annotation, molecular function: DNA-binding transcription factor activity; RNA polymerase II cis-regulatory region sequence-specific DNA binding. Lineage: Eukaryota; Metazoa; Arthropoda; Insecta; Hemiptera; Aphididae. The record is from RefSeq and is a predicted model, not a curated record. The coding region runs from base 1807 to 2553 and encodes 248 amino acids.
UUUUUUAAUUCCUUUGUUGUAGGUUUUUAGUGCUUUAUUUUCCUAGCCCUAAUUAUCACUAAUCAAUAAAUAUUAUAUUGAGAUGUUAUAGCCGCCGGGGCUCCGCAUCUGGCCCGCAUUCGAUAUUGCCAUGUACUAUUAAAUGGUACCUACCUACUACUGCAGCAGCACUGCGACUCUGUAGCUUGUUGUGCGAUUAUGAUAUUCAAUAUUGUUUAAACUAUUAUCGUUAUAAUAAUGUCAUUAGGCUUGACUGACGAGUAGAGUAGUCCGUAGUAUAGACGACCACCGUACCACGACAGCGUAGACGGUGUAGUGUGGACGUACUGUUGCGUUUAUAAAUCUGUGCUUUGAAGUUGACCUUGACGUGUUAUACUAAUACACUGUACUACUGUACUAUAAUAAUAUUUUUAAAAUGCCUGAUAUAACCUUAAAACGUAAACGGUUAAGCGGUUCCCAAUAUAAUAUAAUAUUGUAAAAGACAAUAGUCAUCUACUCUAGCUACACUUCGUAGUUAGGCAACGAGUGGGUAAUCAUAUAGUUUCCUUGUGAGUGUAUUGUACCUAUAAUAUUUGUUCGAGCGUAGCGCGAAAGUUUUUUUUUGGUUAUUUACUUGUAAAAAAAGGCGUAUACCGAAAUAGGGACGUCAUAUUUUAUGCCUCCUCUCACAUACAUUGUCCCUUAUACGGCCUUGAUCCGACCGCCUUUACGGGUUUCCAGACGAGUCGCAGGAGACGACUUUGUGACGUCACACUAGGGACGAACCGAGGCAAAAGCUUACGGAGACGACCCCGUCCAGACGCGACUAUUAUUAAUUAUGCGGCGAUACAAUUAAUAGCAAACGCAAGCAAUCGUUAGGUCAGAUUAAUAUCCGUUAUUUCGGCAUAGGAGGAAAUAUUAUUCGCUUUCGUCGUCCCGCCAACAAUAUCAGACGCAUAACAAUAUCAUCAUAGAAAUUGUUAUUGUAAAUUCUAUUAUAACAUUAUUUUUGUUCGAUGUGAAAUAAUAUUGUGAACGGCGGGUACAAGACGACGGCGGCGGCGGCGCGCGUCGACGAUCGAGCGAGCGGGCACCGCACGAGAACGAUAAUUUAUUAAUAAUAUUUACUUCGCGGCUUCACGCGUUAAAGUCUCAAUAUUACUUUUCGUCGUACGGACACACACACACACACGCGCACAUCAUUGUCAAAUCGAUGGGCCGUCAUUUCGCUCCGAUCAGGAAUUCUAAUAACGUAUAAAAAUAAACACCGUUCGGGUUUGCCGAGAACACGUUCGCGGGGACGCCACUCCGGCGCAUCCGACCGCCUACUAUUUAUAAAAUUAUAAUUUAUUGGUCGAUCGGAAACGCGCAAAAGCUUCACGGAGACGACCGCGUCCGGACGCGACUAUUAUUACGCGGCGAUACAAUUAUUAAACGGCAAACGUAAACAAUCGUCUGAGAAGGAAUAUCAUUGGCCAUGGUCGUCCCGCCGAGAGAUAUCGACACGCGCGUGACGUUAUUGUAAAUUCUAUAAUAACAUUAUUUUUGUUGAACGGCGUCGGCGGCGCGCAUUGAUCGACCGAGAGCGGCGCACACGAGAACGAUAAUAUUCACAUUUUACUUGGCGGCUUCACGCGUUAAAGUCUCAAAUCUCUUCCGUAUUACUCUUUUCGUCGUCGUUUUAACGUCGAAACGCCGACCGGAAAUCGCUGUUCCGCCAUAAGUGUCGUUACCUACCUACGCGUCUUAAGUGUUUCCGUCGUACCCGCUGCUGGUGCCAGCCGAUCGUCAUUUAUAUAAUAUUAUUUUCAAACAAAAUCAAAAAUAAUGUCCAGGACUACAGUGUAUGAGAGAUACAUCAAACAUAUCGAAAGUUCCACUCAAGAUUCUAAAUAUACAAUAUCAAGAUCAAGUACAGGAGCUCAGAUAAUAACUGAAGAUAAUGUAAUUGCAUCAACACCAACUAAACAAAAAUUGUAUAUUUGUGAUAUUUGUGAUGGACAGUAUUUACAGAAAGACAGCUUAAUAUCUCACAUUAAGAAUCAUAUGAAAGAAAGAAAAAUUGAAUGUCCUACUUGUAAUAAACGGUUUUUAAAAAUAGCACAUCUCAAACUUCACAUUAGAAUUCAUACUGGUGAAAAACAAUUCAAAUGCAAUGUUUGUCAUAGAUCAUUUGCACGGUUGGAUAAUUUAGAAAUGCACAGUAAUAAGCAUACGGGAAAAAAACAAUUCAAGUGUGGUAUUUGUAAUGUAUCGAUUUCACAUAUAACACUCUUAAAACGUCACCAUAAGACGCAUACUGGGUAUAGACCAUAUAAAUGUGAUUUUUGUCCUAAAUCAUUUGCACGGGUGGAUAAUUUAAAAGAUCACACGAACACUCAUACGAGAGAAAAUCAAUAUCAAUGUAGUAUUUGUGAUAAAUAUUUUACAUACAAAGCACUCUUAAAACGUCACAAUAUGAUUCAUACAGGGUAUAAACCGCAUAAAUGCGAUUUUUGCAAUGAAUCAUAUUCACGGUCGGAUAAUUUAAAGCGUCACAUAAAGAGGAUUCAUUCGAGAGAAAAACAAUUAUAAAUAUAAUCGUAAUAAAUGGCUACUUUGUGAAGGACACAUACAACUUCACAUCACAUACUGAAGGUAAUCAUUCAAAUGCAACAUUUGUAUACACAUUUUUCUUAUGUAAUAUCAUUAAGUAAUCACCAAAUUAUUCAUAACAUUCAUUAACCUUUUAAUUGGGAUACAUGUAAAAAAUAUUUAAAACAGAAAGCACAUACAAAAAGUUUGGUGAAAAAUCGUAACAUUUAUUAUUUAGUUUAAUAGAUUAAAAAUAAAGCAGAAGGAAUUAUGGGAGUUCCACCUUCCUUUCUGAAGAACAUACUGUUAUAUGUAUUAAUUUUUAUGUUAUUGUACAAAGUUUAUUUUAUUAUAUUUGAGUUAAAAACAGCAUAGUUUUUAUUAUUUAUGUUUAGAAAUGUUAUUUUAAUUAAACAUAUGUCAUCAACUUUAAUUAUAUUGUAACUAUAUAUCUUACCAUACAGUAAUUUGGUAUUUUUUAAAAUUACAUUGUCUUGAUUAAACAAAUGGUGGUUUGUCUUCUUAUUUUGUAAUACGUUGAAAUGUAGUAGGAAUUAAGCACACGUACAUAAUAAUUUAUACAACAGCUUAAAUAUAAUAUAUUAUAUAAAGUGAUUCUUUAACAAAGCAGCCUUUUUUUUUCAGUAUAAUAUUUCUUAAUCUGCUGCAGCCUAGUCGAAAUAUGUUUUGGCUUAAUAGACUGUGGGCAGGUAGUUAAUAUACAUAAUAUUGGUAUACUGCAUAAAGCGAGAUAACACAACUUGUUUGUGUGUAUCUAGACAAAUUUCUCCCACCACACAGGAAUGCCCAGCAAUUAACGAGUUUAGGUCGCCUCCCAGUUGCGUUCUCUCGCUGUACACACUAAAGUAAUUGUUUUUAAUUGUUAAUCUCCUUACAUUAAGAAAUAAUUACAUCGGGGGGCAAUAAUACUAUAGUUAUUACAAAAAAUAUUCUUUUUGUUGUAAUUAAAAGGCAAAUGACUGUAUACUUGAAAAUUUCACUGAAUGUUUAUAUUAGCAUUUUUUAUACACGA